Molecule: messenger RNA, 1383 nt
Organism: Dreissena polymorpha
Lineage: Eukaryota; Metazoa; Mollusca; Bivalvia; Myida; Dreissenidae
Product: spindle assembly abnormal protein 6 homolog
Exons: 7
Coding region: 1-1272 (423 amino acids)
Source: RefSeq, a predicted model, not a curated record
AUGGGGUCAUCCGAGCCACCACUCGAGGAAUGCCGGCGGAUGUACAGACAGGAGGUGCAGCUUCUCCUCUCAGACCUGACCCGAUUCCGGAAAGAGUGCAGGCUUCAGAUGAAACAGCAAGAACGUGAUCUUGAGUCGCACAAGAAAAGAUGCCGACGGAUAAGGAAGAAGGGGGCAUCUAUCAAACCUGAUCAACAAGAAUCAGAGGAUAGUGAGCAUGAGGGUGCUCCGGACGCCAGCGAUAGUACUAAUUUCCGAACAGAGCUGAAGAAACUUGAGGCCAACAUGGCGGCUCUAGAGGAAAAGCAGGCUUUUCUUGACCACGAACAAGAACUGCUCGACAAAGAAGAAAACUUGUCGAAAAGAACACAGAAACUGAAGGACUUUGAAAAAGAGGUUGAAGAGGCGGAGAUGAUGUUGGAUAAACGACAGAACCUCGUGAGGCAACGGUCUAUGACAGUGGAGCAGCUCAAUCAUGAUCUAUUGACGAUGAAAUCUGAGCUGGAAGAACGGCUGACGAACAUUGAACAAGAUGAAGGUGUGUCUGACACUGUUACCCAUGACAACGAUCAGGCUCCACAGCAACCACUGUCCCCGACUGCUUCUUCCAAUGCCCGCCAUAAUUGGCAAGUUGCACGACGUCAUCUCGUAGAUAAAGUGAAACUGUUGGAGGCCACCGUUCAGCGUUACAGAACACAGGUUGCGUCGUCAACAGCUACAAUUACAGCGAAAGAAAUGGCAAUCGACCGUCUUGUAAAAGAAAAUUCAUCACUUAGGGAAGAACUGGAUGAGAAAACGAAACGAAUUAAAAAAUUAGAAUCACGUCUGUCAUUGACAAUAGAAGACAAGUCUCGGAGUGAUAAGGAACUGAAUAUGUUGUUGGAAGAACUUCAGAACAUCGAUCUGUCUACACCACAAACAAUACUUUCUCAGUCUGAAAAGCAAUCGCACUCCAGUAAAUUAAGACCUUUUAAAAAGCAAGCUUCGUCGUUUUCGUUCUUUGACCAAAAUGGCACCUCAUCCAAAUUCAGUUCCAGCAAGCCGAAAAGAGCUCUGUCUGACAAAGACAUACCAGACAAUAAAGUGACGCACAUAGAGAGGGAUUUUCACAGUGACGAUUGUCAGUAUGGGCGCGAUAUUACAAACGGCGUGUUUUACGACAAAGAGAGUGAACAUGGAAGAAAAAAUAAUGCACAUAAAACGCUAGGUACAAGAAUUCAAAGGGAGGACCGCUUUGACGAAGCGGGUAGCAAAGCCUGCAUUGUCAUGUGAUUUCUGAUGGAUUGUGUACCAUUAUUGCUAAGCAUGUUAAACAAUUUUAAGAGGCAUUUCGAGUCGUGUUCGCUUUUAUUCUCUUCAUUAAAAUAGUGGACUUUUAUUUGG